Molecule: messenger RNA, 3667 nt
Organism: Neurospora crassa OR74A
Lineage: Eukaryota; Fungi; Ascomycota; Sordariomycetes; Sordariales; Sordariaceae
Exons: 6
Coding region: 401-3427 (1008 amino acids)
Biological process (GO): protein import into nucleus
Cellular component (GO): cytoplasm; nuclear membrane
Source: RefSeq, a predicted model, not a curated record
AGCCAGGCCAGGCAGGCUCCAUCGUUUUUCAUCACCAAAAAAACUGGAACAACUAACCAAGCACAACCUUCGGUCUUGUAAAACCUCUUUUCGAUGUGGUUAAGUCAUUGCAAAAACAUAAAGGAACAACACUACAAGCGCGGUCUCUUCAACAGCAAGAGUCCAUCUCCCGUCUCUGUUCUUGCACAUACCUCUAGUAUAUCAGAGUGAUAACAAAUUGACGGUUCUGGAACCAAGCGACCCACCGAUACGAUCCACUAUUCUACUUAGUAACCUUCUCUUCCUUGGCAUCAUUCCUCACCAACACGCGCCUUCACCUUUCCUCGCCAAGUUGGACGACCGUCGGGCAUAUUUCUGCACUCGCACUCCUCCUCACGAACCUGGUAGAGUUCACUGGAAGAUGGAGCCACUACCCUUACCCACCAGUUUGGCUGAGGUGGAACAGUUGAUAAUAGCUCUCUAUCAGCCAAACCCCCCUGAGACCGUCUCACGCAUCCAGGAGAUUCUCCAGAGGUUGCAAAAGUCCCCCGAGGGUUGGCAACUUGCCCAGAGCUUGAUUGGAAACCCAAAUGACAACAUCAAAUUCUAUGCGGCCUUGACAAUUAUUGUAAAACUCAACAAAGACAGUGCCAACCUCAACGACGAUGAGGCAAAGGAGCUGCUCCAAAACAUCCUUGGCUGGACAAUAGCAUCGUGUGCCCAGGGUGUUGCUCCCUUUGUGAUCAAAAAGUUGUGCGUUGCUCUCGCCACAUUCUUCAUCCACUUUUCUCAGCUAUGGCCCAACUGCCUUCGGCACUUCCUUCACAGUCUCGAUAUCGGACGGGCUACCCCUAUCGAGGCAUUGGACGACGCUCUAGAGACUCCUAUCAUUGCCAACAAUCUUGAAAUCUCGAAACUCAAGGUCGCCGUCUGGUUCGCAACCUCCCUUGUUGAAGAGGUCGGGAAGACGGAUAUGAAUUCGAUCAAGUACAUCCAUGUACACGAACGUCUCGUUCGUAAUGCCUUCGACUUGGCCUCAUUGCUAGCACGCGGAUUCCUCCCAUCAGAUGACGCGUACCAGACUCAGGGGGAGUCGCUUGUCUGUUUUCAGGCCUGGAUUCUCUAUGCUCAGCGACUGUCCUCAAAUACCGAUGUUCUAGUGACACAUCUACGGGAACUUGUUGGCCCGGCUCUCAACUGCUUCGCCAUCGACGAUUUAUUCCAGCCGGCUGCCGAACUCUUCAGUGACGUGCUGAGCAAUUAUUCGGGAUUUUUCACAGAGGCACAUUAUGCGUCAUUGGCCUCUUUAUUCGACAGCGAAUGGGCGGCAGAACACUACAACAGGGUCAUUCACGGCGACCAUCAGCUUGAUGGCAUUUCAUUUGGUCUUCUCAUGCUUGCGUAUGGUGAUGCCAAGGUGUCGGAUCUCAUGUGUAGCACAGACGAGCGGUCCCAGAGGUUUCUGGCCAGGCUGGCUGGUCUUCUCGCUGCUGAUGGCUAUCUGGUGGGCGAGGAUUCGAUAUUUGUCCCUGCCCUGGAGUUCUGGGCCACGUUUGUCGAAACCAUGAUCGACAAUAUUUACUCGGAAGACGAAGCAAAAGUAAACGUCUGGCGCUCGCAUGCUGAACAACACCUCAAGAGCGUCGUGUCGAACUGCUGGAGGAAGGCACAAUGGCCCCCUGCAGAGACUUUCGCCGAAUGGGAUUCCAAUGAGCGUGUCGGCUUUACGGAUGCGAGAAAAGACAUAGCGGAUAUGCUACAAUCUAUAUUCACUCUCGAGAAUCUCACUCUGGUCUCUUUUUUCUCUGGACUUUUCCUCCAGGCCCUCUCUGUUCAGUCAUGGGCCGAAGUUGAGGCAUCGGCAUUCUGUCUUGGAUCCCUGUCCGACUGUAUCACGGAAGACCCCCAAUAUGACGUGGAGUUAAGCAAGGUCUUUGCUUCACCUUUCUUUGAUCUUCUCGGCCAGGCUCAAGGUCCGGUUCCGCUACGUCUGCGCCAGACAGGUCUUUUGCUCAUUGAGCGGUACUGUGAGUAUUUUGAGCGCCAUUCCGAGUAUCUUCCUCAUGCGCUCAACCUGCUAUUCGCGGCCGUUGGCGACCCUGUUCUUGGUGGGCCUUCUGCGAAAUCCAUCUCGACUCUCUGCUCGUCGUGUCGCUGCAUUCUCACGAGCGAAGCACCGGCCUUCAUCAUGCACUACCAAACAAUUCGUAGCAGACAGGUUCUCGACUCCCUUGCAGAGGAACGUAUCAUCCUUGCCAUUGCUUCUAUCAUCCAGGCCAUUCCGGAUUCCAAUCAGAAGCUGGCUGUCUUUGAGAACCUCUACUCGAUCAUCAAGGCAGAUUGCGAGCGUGCUGUCCAGCUCAAACAGCAGCCCAGCAUAUUGAACCUGUCUGACCCCAACUUCUUGCGCGGUGUUGAGCAACCAGGCGAUGUUCCUUCUGCCGAUGAAGUCUCUCAGCAACUCGCCGUCCGUGCUCUCCGAUCGCUGCAGAGUAUGGCUAAGGGUAUGCAGGAUGUCAAGGAGCAUGUGGUUGACAUUGACGCCGAUCCAUUCUUCGCCAACCAGGACCCGAAACUCUCUGCUAUCCAGUCCGAUAUCCUCAACGUCUUGGUCGAGAUGCAGAAGAAUUUCAACACCAGCGGAGAGAUCGUUGAGAUAAUAUGCAUCAUCUUUCGAGCAGGGUUUUCAGAGACCGAGCCGGGCCCGUUUGUAUUCCCUCCUGAAGUCGUGACAGAUUUCCUCAGUCAACAAAGAUUCGAAACGCCUAGGCUGGGCACUUUGUUGAGCACAGCAUGCUCAUUUGUCGGAAGUCUGUACAGGGGACCAAAGAAUAUGGUUCCAUCUUUACUGGCUCAGCUACUGCCUUGGGUAAUCAACAUGCUCAGUAGUCUUCCGGAACCAGAAAGCGACACAGAAGUAGCCCAAAACGGCAUUUGCUUCGUGGAUAAGAUUAUGACAAGAUACCCGGAGGUGGUGUUUCAGAUUCAGCCGUCACAGAUGCUCGAGUUCUUUUUCAUGUUCUCGCUCAAGGUCCUAAACGGGAAGGAACCUCUGCCGAAGACAGCGUCGGCGGAAUUUUGGAGUAACUUCAUUACCCUCAAGUCUGAUUCACCCGAUCUCCAAGGAACCAUCAACGCUGCCAUGGAGCACCUCGGGCCGCUUAUAUCGCAGACUCUCAUCCAAAAUAUCGGGGGCAACGCUGCAAGAAGCGAGCUAGACAAGCUAAGUGACCCUCUCAAGAAGCUUGUGACGAGCCAAGUGCGUUCAAGGCAAUGGCUCGAACAGGCGCUCUUCGACCCCAGUUUCCCCGGUCAGCAGGUAGGCAACGACGAGAAGUCAACCUUUUUGAGGAAGAUUAUUGGACUGAGAGGGGCGAGGGCCACCAACCAGGUAGUUAGAGAGUUCUGGCUGGCUUGCAGGGGUUCAAACUUUUCAUAUGCUUCCUAGGCUUGUGCAAUGGUACUUACGAGCCUAAAAACUGGAUAGAGAUCAUGAAGGAACUUUUGUAACCUUUUCUCUGUACUAAGUCGAAUGUGCUCUUUCCUAUGCGGGUUCUCUUGACAACGGCUCUUGAAAGUAUCAUUCGGACAUGGUAGGCAACGUUGUAAGCCAAAUUGGGCCCUAGUUACUAUUCCAGUCGACAACAACAUAUGGUGAAAAUAAUUCUCUCAAGAUGCUACUCAAUUU